This is a messenger RNA of Galendromus occidentalis (western predatory mite), 1234 nucleotides long. RefSeq lists its product as uncharacterized. The record is from RefSeq and is a predicted model, not a curated record. Bases 326 to 799 code for a protein of 157 amino acids. Lineage: Eukaryota; Metazoa; Arthropoda; Arachnida; Mesostigmata; Phytoseiidae. Gene Ontology annotation, cellular component: membrane. The transcript is spliced from 4 exons.
GAUCGCUCGGGGCCCUGCUCUUCUCUCUAAAGACAGUCUCCCACUCUCGUCCUAGUUUGAAGACCCUGCGGCUUCUCCGAGGCCAUUGCCGUCGUCUCAAAGACCUUUCCGCAGGAGACAGCACCACUUGUUUCGACCGAACUUCGAGUGAGCCAGGGCGUGCGGUGCUGUGUGUAUGAAUAUCCGUGUGUGUGCGGCCGUGAUCGUCCGCGAGAAGAACACUCAGACGAGCCGCCACCAUUCGAUUAAGCGAGCGGUUUUCGUGCGUAGUUAGCGCACGUUUCGGUGGAUCGGAAUAUCGGGAUUUUACUGCCUCCUGUACAGAAUGCAGACCAGAGCGCAAGUGACGACCACCACAACUGUGACAGGAACCACGUCUAGCGGCUUCCUGAGUCUCAACACCGGAUACCUCCGCACCAUAAACGGCUGGCUGAAGAUCGCUCAGCUGUUCGUGGGACUCUUAGUUCUCUUGCUCCUCGUCUGGUGGGAGCAUACAGCAGUUUUCACCUGGUCUCAUUUCCUUCAAUUGACAUCAUUCUGUUUUCUCAUUGUUACUGGCCUCAUGCUGGGCUCGUGUGUAGCAUCUCUAUCUGGGAUGACGCUGCUCACCACACUAUUUUACUUGAAUUACCACAUUCUGGGCUUCGUCUUCUACCUCUGCGGGGGCCUGGCUGUAGUUGUUGAGGCACCGAACAUCAGGGGGAGCACCAGGGCCAUCGUAGCAGGGGUACUUGGUCUCUUGAACGCCGCGUUUUACGCAAUCGAUGCCUUGUUCGCCUUCAAAGGUCGAUUGAAUUGACAGGGAGUGGGAUUUCACUCCAUUCUCAUUCUGCUACGAGCCGGAAGCGAUGUCGAGGAACAAUACCUUGACAGUCGCAGAUGAACAUGUAAAUUCGAAUCUGCCAAUAUGUGGGUCACAUUUCACGUGAAAGGCUCCGCUCAGAUUGGCAAUUCUGGGAGGGGAGAAGGGACGGGACCAGCGAUAGUCUCCAAUUUCCAUCACAGUGAGGGGAGCUCAGCCCUCGUGCCUAAAGACCAUCGGCGAUAAACGUCCGAAUGUCUCCAUGUGAAUCUCUCGCACACUGGAGGACGAUUCUAGUCAGUUGGUGGGCGAGCCAGGGUCUAAAUUUCCUAUUCGUAGACGAGCUUCCGCAAGCUCAUUUUCUGAAUCUGGUCGCAGUGUCGAAGCAGUACAAGCGGAAACGAUUCCGUCAUAUGUCUUGCGACUGUCAAC